Messenger RNA from Peniophora sp. CBMAI 1063, 1611 nucleotides. NCBI's taxonomy places the organism in Eukaryota, Fungi, Basidiomycota, Agaricomycetes, Russulales, Peniophoraceae. The record is from the annotation of a GenBank genome assembly.
AUGGUUGCCAAAUCUCGAUUCAGUUUUGCCCGCUACACUAGCGAGAACGCUCUAGUCAAACAUCUCUCCAACUGCUCGCACGCGAACCCUGUCGAGCGCAAUAGGGCCCGUACUUUCCUCGCACAGAGCACCAACCAGAAGGGGAAGACGGUGUUCGGCGUUUCAUCUGGAUCAGUCGGUGCCGAGGUUCCUGCCGGUGGGAUCGCGACUUCCCAGCUGGAGGGAGGGGCUUCUCAGGAUGUUACCCCUGCAGCAGAGGCUGCUGAAGGCCUUACAACGCCUGGAGGUGUAGUCAUCGCAAAGAAGCGCAAGGGAGAGACUCUCGAAGGCUGGGUCGACUAUCCUAUGACCGAUGCACAAGUGCAUGAGGCAAACCUUCGCCUGUUCAGAUACAUCGUUUCAGGCAACAUCGCCUUCUUGUCGGUCGAGAAUGAGUACUUCCUCGAGUUUGUCGCGUACAUUCGGCCAUCCUACGAGGUUCCGUCACGAUAUGUCCUCUCGCACAGCAUACUGGACACCGAGUAUGCCGCAGUCAAGCUUGCCGAUAUGAGUUAUCUGAGCAGUUGCGAGCUCCUGACUUAUCAGACUGAUGGCUGGGAUGAUGCACUUCGCCGCAGUCUUUAUGGGCAUCUUGCUGCUCGUAUGGGCGAUUAUCCUGUUGUCCUGGCUUUGGACGACAUGACGGGUGGCCGCGCGACUGCUCCCAACAUUCUCGCAUCCAUGGAACGUGCUUUAGCAGCAAUGGAUCAAGAGAAGGCCGAGAACUUCAUCGCACUUACGACGGACGGUCCGACCACGAUGAAAGCUUUCCAUCGGCUUGCGAAGGCGAAGUUCCCUUGGCUGAUGACGUUUUGUUGCUGGCUUCAUUCGUCCAAUAGCAUCGUGGGCGACAUCGCGAGCUUCUCGACGGCGAAAAUUACUGCACAGAAGAACACCAAGAUUGUCUCUUUCUUCAAUGCUUCCCAUUACUGGGGUGGGCAGCUGAUGGAAGUUGCUACGGGCCAGCGUCGUCUCAAGGCUAAUUGCGAUACUCGUUGGUAUGCACUUGUUCUGCAGGCUGAGAGUGUCAAGGCCCUUCGAAUCCCACUAUCAACGACCUGUCUGCGUCCUGAUGCCAUAAAGGCCACGAAGGGCCUGUCGGCCGUCAACAAAGAUGUCGUACAGAUCGUCAUUCGUGACGAGGACUACUGGAAGAACUUGGACGACCUCAUCAUUGUUACACGUCCUAUUGUCGACAUGAUCGGCAAUCUCGAAGCGCGUACCUGCAAUCUAGCAGAUUGCGUCCUUGAGCUUCUUCGCUGCGCUCGGGCAUUCACCCAGAUUUCGGCUUCUGACGUCGAUGCCGGGCUUCUCGCACACGCACGCUCUGUGUUUCAGCGGCGUAGUGUUGCUAUGCUUACUCCACUGCACGUCCUCUGCUUCUUUCUCCAUCCCCUCUGUCGCAACCUUGCUCUCAGUGCUGAGCUUACCUCCGGCUUCUCCCUCGAGUUCAUGGUGAAGACCGCACUCGGCAUAGUCAAGCAAUGGCGCUACCGCAAGGACGCACACACUCUGGCAGUCUUCAUCGGGAUGCUUCCCGGAUACCAAUCAUACGUAAAGCGGGCAUCCUAG